AUGUAUUCGGCGAGACUUCAACCGAUCAUCACGGGAAAACUGCAACCACAAUUUCGCAUCUCUACUUCUAGAAUACCUGGAAUCACUCAAACAGGAAUCAGAAAUCCCUAUAAUUCUUCUUUCAAAUCUAGAUGUCAAAGUACGAAAUCGAAAUCGAAAUCGAAAUUAAAUACAUCUACACCAAUACCGAGUUCUAAACCAAUACCUAACUCCACCAAAUCCGAUGCCAAAAAUGGAUGGUCGACAGAAAGAGUACUUCUGUUGGCGGCGGCCACUGGAGGCUUAGCUUACGCAUUUGCGACUAUGCGGGAAAAGAAUAGGAGGGGUGAAGUUAAAGAUUAUGCAGAUCCGGCGAAGUUUACGGUGCCUAGAUAUGCGAAUAUUAAGGAUAUGGAAAUGGCCUUGAAGGAAAUUCGAGAAGCUACACAUGAGGAUACCAUUUCUACGGAUCCAGAGGAUUUAUUGGCUCAUGGAUAUUCAGAAUGGUCGUCAACCAAUGUUGAUGGUCUCCCAGUAGCCGUAGCUUAUCCAAAAUCUACUGAAGAGGUCUCCAAAAUCACCUCAAUAUGUCACAAAUAUCGUGUACCAAUUGUUCCUUAUUCAGGGGGAUCGAGUUUAGAAGGAAAUGUGUCAUGUCCGUAUGGAGGUGUUAGUGUGGAUUUUGCAUUUAUGGAUCGAAUCGUCGAGUUUCAUGAAGAGGAUAUGGAUAUUGUUGUUCAACCAUCUGUUUCUUGGAUGGAUCUUAACAAGGAACUGGCAAGGCGCAAAUCUGGUCUUUUCUUCCCUGUCGAUCCAGGCCCAAGUGCAAAAAUAGGAGGUAUGGUUGGAACAAACUGUUCUGGAACAAAUUGUGUUCGUUAUGGAUCGAUGAAAGAUUGGGUAAUAAACCUAACCGUCGUCCUCUCAGACGGAACAAUCAUCAAGACUAAACGACGGCCCCGCAAAUCUUCCGCUGGCUACAAUCUUAACAGUCUUUUCGUAGGCUCCGAAGGGACCCUUGGUCUCGUGACCGAAAUAACCCUCAAGCUCGCAGUCGUACCUCCUGAAUACUCAGUAGCUGUAGUCACUUUCCCGACGAUACGAGACGCUGCAGCUGCUGCAGCAGGAGUCAUGCGCGCGGGUAUUCAAGUUGCAGCAAUGGAAAUCAUGGAUGAAGUACAAAUGAAAGUAGUCAAUCUAUCGAAAUCCACCGCACCAAGACAAUGGAAAGAACUCCCCACCCUCUUCUUCAAAUUCUCGGGCACCAAAGCCUCAGUUAAAGAAAAUAUAGCCAUGGUAUCCGCAAUUGCCAAAUCCCACCGCGGCAGCUCCUUCGAAUUCGCCAAAGACGCUCGCGAACAGAAACUCCUCUGGUCUGCACGAAAAGAAUCGUUAUGGAGUAUGCUAGCCUUGCGUAAAGAAGGAGGCGAAGUUUGGAGUACGGAUGUAGCAGUUCCGUUCUCGAGAUUAGCCGAUAUCAUUGAGUUGAGUAAGAAGGAAAUGGAUGAUUUGGGUCUUUUCGCUAGUAUUUUGGGGCAUGUUGGUGAUGGGAAUUUUCAUGAGAGUAUUAUGUAUGAUAAGACAGUGGCGGGGGAGAAGGACAAGGUGGAGAAGUGUGUUAAGAAUAUGGUGGUUAGAGCGCUGGAAAUGGAGGGGACUGUUACGGGGGAACAUGGAAUAGGAAUCGGAAAGAAGGAUUCUCUACUCAUGGAACUAGGACAUGAUACUCUGGGAGUCAUGAAAUCUAUCAAACAAGCAUUAGGUGGGUACUUGUUUACUUUUGGUUUCCCACUCUCUUCUACUCUAUCCCUCCUCUCCGAAUAA
Molecule: messenger RNA, 1803 nt
Organism: Sclerotinia sclerotiorum 1980 UF-70
Lineage: Eukaryota; Fungi; Ascomycota; Leotiomycetes; Helotiales; Sclerotiniaceae
Exons: 5
Coding region: 1-1803 (600 amino acids)
Biological process (GO): lactate catabolic process
Cellular component (GO): mitochondrion
Molecular function (GO): D-lactate dehydrogenase (cytochrome) activity; D-lactate dehydrogenase (NAD+) activity; FAD binding
Source: RefSeq, a predicted model, not a curated record